UUUCUCCUUCCUUUUCCGCUUCCGUCGCGGCCGCCAAAUCCUCCUUCAGCUCCACCGGGUCUCGGCCCGCUGCUCCCCCGCCGUGCCCCGCCGGGCCGCGGCUGCCCGGGGAUAGCGGGAGGAUCCUCGAGGAGGCCGCGCCGGGGAGGACAAGAUGGAGGUAAAAGAUGCAAAUGCUGCAUUGCUGAGUAACUUUGAGGUGUACCAGUUACUCACUGAUCUCAAGCAGCAGCGUAAGGAGAGUGGCAAAACCAAGCAGAGCUCUGGGCAGCAGAACCUGAACACAAUCAUGUAUGAGACACUGAAGUACAUCUCAAAAACGCCCUGCAGGUACCAGAGCCCUGAGACUGUCAGGGAGUUCCUGGCAGCAAUGAAAGACCACAAAUUAACCAAGGCAGAGAAGCUGCAGCUGCUCAACCACAGGCCUGUGAGUGCAGUGGAGAUCCAGCUGAUGGUGGAGGAAAGCGAGGAGAGGCUGACAGAGGAGCAGAUCGAGUCCCUGCUGCAGACAGUCACCAACAUCCUGCCAGGGGACCCUGAGGAGCAGCACAGGGACUCAGCAAUGGCAGCAGAGCACAGAGGUGACCAGGCAUAGCAGGCAGCACCUCCAGAAGAGAACCAGCUGCUGUUACUCUGGGCUUGACACCAGUUCAAUCCUGUAUUAUAACUAUAAAAUAGAUUCAGAUUUUUGUGAUUUGGAGGUGAUGAGGGAGCCAAUUGUUCACAAGGAAGCAGGGAAAAGGACACCAUUGUUUGGGGGUUUUGUCAUGAGCGGGGGUGGCAGUGCCAGGGUUUGCAGUGGAGCAGCCUCAGCAGUGCUGGGGCUCUGCAUCUUUGGGGAUUUUUCCUUUCCCCACAGAAUCAGCACAGCAGAGCUGCAAUGAGAAUUUUCCUUUCAGCUUUGCAGUUCCCCAAGUGGCUUCCAGAGCAGUGCAAAGCCAAUUUUGGGGCUGUUUGCACAGCAGGAGCUCCCAAAUCUGGGCAUCCUGGAAUUGAGAGGAUCUGUGCGAGGGCAACUCAAGGGUGUCUGAGAGUCCCUUCUAAAUAAAAAAGAUCCAGAUUCAGCAAACUGCACUGAAACCUGGGAGCUGGGGGGGUUGGAGCUGUGAAAUCAAAGCUGGGAGUGCCCAACCAGCAGAAUAUUGGGGUGUCUGUGCCUCUGAGCAUUUAUUGCAAUAUUCACACACACACAAGGCGCUCCUGAGAUGGAGGAAUAAAUGAGGCAACACUGAGCUCUUCAUCUGGUCUGGGAAAAUGAGAGUCAGGCCUGGAUGAAGCAGAAUUUCCUGAGCUUUUUUGUGUGAUGAAGGAUUUCAGGAUCAAGUAUUUCAUGUUGAAAGCCUUUGUGAUUAUAAUAAAUCAUCUGUGUGUGAAUAUCCACACAAAGUCA
Zonotrichia leucophrys gambelii is the source of this 1390-nucleotide messenger RNA. RefSeq names its product CGRP receptor component (gene CRCP). Gene Ontology annotation, biological process: transcription initiation at RNA polymerase III promoter. Gene Ontology annotation, molecular function: nucleotide binding. The record is from RefSeq and is a predicted model, not a curated record. Bases 155 to 595 code for a protein of 146 amino acids. The transcript has 6 exons. Lineage: Eukaryota; Metazoa; Chordata; Aves; Passeriformes; Passerellidae. Gene Ontology annotation, cellular component: RNA polymerase III complex.